ACCGAUGCUGUCAGAUUAUUUCCAUCCCAUCCACUAUGAGAAGAUACUUCUUUUUUUCUCUAGACGACACUAUACCACUUCUGCUUCUAUUUCACUUCUCCAUUCGACAAGCGGAAACUGAUCACUUCUUUUACUGCUCGAGGACUACUACACCACUACACCACAACACCACUACACCACAACACCACUACACCACAACACCACUAGCCUACUAUUCUCCCCUCUUCACUCUGCGAACAAAUCUCCACGUUCGGUGCCUAUGACCUCGACGACGACCUCUCCCGUCCCAGUCGAAUUCUCGUCCUCGACUGCGACUCUAGACCACCAACGCGAACUGUAGAUGCACCACAAACUCAUGUUGAAUUGAUUUCACUCGGUCCCGAUUUUCUUUUUGGGUUUCGCGACCACCACACUCCUUUAUACGCCGCUGUUUGUGUUGUUCGAGUCUAAAUCGGCUUGCGUAGUCCGGUCUGGAUUCGUCUCGAUCCGUCGCAUUCCAUUCCCCCACUCCCACUUUUUAAUGACGAGGAAUCCGCUUCUGCUUUCACCUCCAUAAUUCUUCAGUCAAGUUAAACGUCCUCGACAUAUUCGCCAAUCCCAUCGCCUCUUCGAUUGCGCCUCUGCGAUUAUCUCCUUCAAAACCAAACCCACGAUACCACCCUUUCAAGUAUACCGCCCAUGAAACUCAACUCACCCAUAAGCAUGACAUAUCCAGGGCCACCGCGCCGAGCCGCGGGCCUGAUGCGAUACAUCUUUUUGGCCGCUGGUGUGAUUGGAAUUAUGUACUAUUUAAGAUUAACAGCUUCAAAUGGAGCUUUCACCAACAUUUCGAAUCCCAUAAUCGACGCGGAUAAACAUGUCGACACCGAUAAACCCCCAGCGCCGCCACCUCAUCCUCCAACUCCAAUCAAUUCGAUUGAAGAAAAGCCUGAGCCGGUCGAACAUAUGGAACACCUGCAUGCGAGUGCCCCUAACCAUACCGAGGACGCGCCUGUAAAGGGCUCAAGACCACCACACCCAAUCGAUGACUUGAUCGAAAAGGCAGAGAAAAGACAAGCAGGGAUAAUGAAGAAGGAGAGCAAGGACUUAAAGGCAGCAGCAGCAGCAUACCGGGAACGAAGAGGUCGCCAUCCACCUCCAGGAUUUGAUAUCUGGUAUGGAUUCGCCAAAGACCAUGAUGUUGUGAUGGUGGAGGAUUUCUGGGAUCAGAUUUACCAUGAUCUUGCGCCUUUCUGGGGACUCGAGCCCAAGGUGAUCCGAAAAGAAGCUAUGGCAUAUGAAAUGACGAUCAAUAUUCGAAAACAAGAAGCCAAGUCGGGAAGUGAUUGGUUCUGGACGAAGAUUUGGAUGAACAUGACCCAGACGAUUGAAGAUAUGCUGCCAGAUAUGGAUAUUCCUCUAAACGCUAUGGAUGAACCAAGAAUGGUGGCUCCUUGGGAGGAAGUCGAUCGAUUAAUGGAAACUGAAAGAAACACUAGACACUUUGCCGAUCCACAUGACAUUAUAGCUGAUUUCCAGGAGUUCACCGAUGAUAUGGAUAAAGAUGUAGUUCCUCGGCCAAAGAACUUUACGGAUACUCGUGAGUUCCAAACAUCCAGUAUACGAAUACUUCUAACAGUUUUAGGUCCAUAUUGGCAAGCUGCGAUUCGAGGAUGUCACCCAGAUAGUGCCGCUCGAAAUACACAGAUGAUGCAAAGCUUCAACGGAACCCCACCAAUUUCACUCACCCACGCUUUAGGACAUACAUACAAGGGUUACGUUUCCAACUUUACCAUGUCUACUGAUUUCUGUAACCAACCAGAUAUUCAAUCCCUUCAUGGAAUGAUGAUUAAUCCCCUCUCCGUAUCCGAGACGACAGUUUUUGCCCCUCUAUUUGGCGGAUCCAAACUUCCCACCAACAACGAAAUCUUAUUACCAGCACCAAUGUAUUGGAGUCAGGAGGAAAGGUUUGAUGGAGGUGGUGCUACCGGAGCCCCUUGGCAUGAAAAGCUAGACGAAGUCAUCUGGCGUGGAGUUGCAACUGGUGGAAAGAAUACCAAGGGUAAUUGGAGGGGAUUCCAACGUCAUCGAUUUGUGGCUCAGUCCAACGGGACCAAAAUCUCGGGCGCAGAGAAUUGGACGGAAAUCCCGGCAAACUGGGCUCUACCCAGUAGCCAAUAUCACUUGGCCGCUCUAGAAGAGGGUCGAUUAGGAGAAUGGACGAGCGAAUGGUCGAACACAGGAUUUGUUGAUUUGAUGUGUGAGGAUUGUAGCCACACAGAAUCCCACUUUGAGCGCGUAGAAGGCCUCAAACUCCAAGACCAAUUCGAUAGUAAAUACCUUCCCGACAUCGACGGCAACUCCUUCUCGGGACGCUACCGCGGAUUCCUGAAAUCCUCCUCUUUGCCCAUCAAAGCGACCAUCUUUCGCGAAUGGCAUGAUUCGCGACUCAUGCCGUGGGUCCAUUUCGUACCCAUGGAUAACCGAUUCAUGGAUUUCUGGGGCAUCAUCGAGUAUUUCCUGGGCUACGAGGGGAAGCAUAUCACGGUCGAGGGACACGAUGAGAAGGCCGAGAAGAUCGCCCUGGCCGGACAGGCAUGGGCGAAUAAGGUGCUCCGGCCGGAGGAUAUGCAGAUCUAUGUGCUGCGGUUGUUGUUGGAGUAUGCGAGGAUUUGUGAUGAGAGGAGGCAUAAGAUGGGGUGGGUGGAGGAUCUUUUACCGGAUGGGGGGGUGUAGUGUGUGUGUUUUUUUAUCUUUUUUUCAUUUGUGUCUUUUCCGGUUUGGGUCUCAAUAGGUGGAAUACAUUGGCGCGAGGGCUACACGCAUUUUCUUGGAGCGUUUUUUUGGCGUAUUGUGGGAAAGGAUUUUUUGGCGUUCCUCUUUUUUCAGGGGUGGUCCUUUUGAGGGUUUGCAUUACAGUACGAGUAUAUAUAUACUUUUUCCUUUUCUUGUCGGUUCUUCUGUUUUGUUUUUUCUUGAAAUACCCGCCUUUUCUUUUGGGGAUCUGAAACUCUUUUUGUGUGUUUUUAUCAAGGCGAGGGGGUGAGGAUGUGGUGUAUAGAUCUUGAUGGAUGGAUGG
Molecule: messenger RNA, 3058 nt
Organism: Hymenoscyphus albidus
Lineage: Eukaryota; Fungi; Ascomycota; Leotiomycetes; Helotiales; Helotiaceae
Source: the annotation of a GenBank genome assembly